GUGGACAACUUGAAUAUCACACAUGAAAACUUAAAGCUGGAACUUGAAAACAGCCACUCAGAAAAAGUAGAGGAGUUGAAAAAGGAGUAUGAAUCCUCUUUUUCAGAGCUCAAGAGUGCCCAUGAAUCUGAAAGGAAGUUGCUUGAAGAUUCCUUUAAGGAGAAGCAGGAAUUGCUAGAGAAAAAAAUCGAUGAAUUACAAUGUGAAAACGACUCUCUGAGUGAGAAGUUGAAAUCAGAAGAGCAAAAGCAAAUAGCCAAAGAAAAAGCCAAUCUUAAAAACCCGCAGAUUAUGUAUCUGGAACAGGAGCUGGAAAGUUUGAAAGCGGUGCUGGAGAUCAAGAAUGAGAAACUCCAUCAGCAGGAUAUAAAGCUAAUGAAGAUGGAAAAACUGCUGGAGAACAACACAGUCUUAAUGGAAAAAUUAAAGAAGGUUCAGCAAGAAAAUGAAGAAUUAAAAGCUCGGAUGGACAAACACAUGGAGCUUUCAAGGCAACUUUCUACGGAGCAAGCGGUUUUACAGGAGUCUCUAGAGAAAGAAUCUAAAGUGAACAAACGCCUGUCGAUGGAAAACGAAGAACUUCUGUGGAAGCUGCACAACGGUGACCUAUGCAGCCCAAGAAAACUGUCUCCCAGUUCUCCAUCCGUGCCUCUUCAGUCCCCACGAAAUUCCGGUAACUUCUCCAGUCCUACAGUGUCACCAAGAUGACAUCUCUUGAGAAAGAAGAUUGCAUCUUCUUUGUGAUCUGCAGAGAACAGAUUCUGAAUUUCAUCACAGGAGCAAGAGCUAUAUUAGCUGAGUAUGAUGACUAAACAUAACUGGAAACUAUUUGGUGCAAAAACAGCGAUAAGAGACAGAGUAUGGGAGUAAGACAUUCGUGUUGCUCCUCCCAAAAAGACUUGUUUAUGACCUCUAUGGACAUUGCUGCACGAAGCACUUCCAGAGCAAGGAAAGACUUGUUCAUUGCCUUUUCACCUAACUAUAAGAAAAAGCUCAGGGGCUUAAAGAUAAAGAUCACAACCUUUAUAAUAUGUUCCUUAUCACAGACACCUUUUUAAGGCUGUGCGUAUGCAUGUGUGCGUGUGCUGUGGAUGGGAUGGAUGUAACACACUGUGCGUGUGUCUAAUGCUGCCUUCUUUGCUGUGUACGUAAUAAAGGAUAAAAGCUGAAGACUA
Molecule: messenger RNA, 1175 nt
Organism: Mesitornis unicolor (brown roatelo)
Lineage: Eukaryota; Metazoa; Chordata; Aves; Mesitornithiformes; Mesitornithidae
Gene: MTUS1
Product: microtubule associated tumor suppressor 1
Exons: 6
Cellular component (GO): cytoplasm; nucleus
Molecular function (GO): microtubule binding
Source: RefSeq, a predicted model, not a curated record